Postia placenta MAD-698-R-SB12 is the source of this 705-nucleotide messenger RNA. RefSeq lists its product as hypothetical. Gene Ontology annotation, molecular function: manganese ion binding; endonuclease activity. The record is from RefSeq and is a predicted model, not a curated record. Bases 1 to 705 code for a protein of 234 amino acids. Gene Ontology annotation, biological process: double-strand break repair. The transcript is spliced from 5 exons. Gene Ontology annotation, cellular component: nucleus. NCBI's taxonomy places the organism in Eukaryota, Fungi, Basidiomycota, Agaricomycetes, Polyporales, Adustoporiaceae.
AUGGGUAGCUGGCUAGAAGUGCCACAUCACUCGGCCUGGGUCGUCUGUGGCGACGUCUUUUGCAAACGGCGAAUCAAUAAAGAAGCACGUUGCCUUGCUGAAAUGAAGGGCAAUGAGUUCGAGCUCACUCCAACUUUAGUGCGCGCUGUGCGUCCUUUCGUGCUCGACGAGGCUGUUCUCACUGAGGUCACAGACGACGGGAACCUGAAUUACAACGACCGGCGACUGUCACUAAUUCUUUCUAGAAGCGAGAGUAACGUUGACUUCAGUGAGAAAGUGACCGCGCUCAUGGAUGAGCGUUGCAUAGGAGGGAAUGCCCUGCAUGCUACCGGCCGCCGAUCUGAGACUCCGCCCGAUAGGUUGACGCCACUGGCGCAGGAGUUCCAAGGCUGCCUGACGAACGCACGGAUCGUCUUGGUUUAUUACCGGGAGAAGGCGACGGCGAGACGCGGCGCGAAAAUUAUGACGGACCAGGCGGAGCCGAGCAUUGACAAGCCGGAGUUCUCCUUCGCGGAGGGGCUCUCGAAGGUGCGCGUGCAAACACCCAUAAGGGAGUACCCUGCGAUGCGGGAGCCGCAACUGCUGGGCGAGCCGUGCAUGCCGGACGCCAUCGAAGCGUUCGUGGACAAGGAAGACAUCUUUUCAAUUCAAAAAUCAGCGCCCACAGCACGCAGCACGUACAAGGCAAGCGGGGAAGGAACCUGA